AGACAAACCAGUAAGAGAAGAGGUCCAACCCUCGGGAAGAGAGCAACGACAGAGUGGGGACGGUUAUCUUACAUGAUUAAAACACUACGAGCAGAAGAAGACUCGCACGGAUCGAUAGACACGUAUCGUAAACACCCAGUGCGUCAUGGAGUCCUAUGACAUUUUAGCUAACCAGCCCGUUGUGAUUGAUAAUGGGUCAGGGGUUAUCAAAGCUGGUUUUGCUGGUGACCAAAUCCCCAAAUACUGCUUCCCUAACUAUGUGGGACGUCCGAAGCAUGUGCGCGUGAUGGCUGGAGCCCUGGAGGGAGACCUCUUCAUCGGGCCCAAGGCAGAGGAGCACAGAGGCCUGCUGUCGGUUCGCUAUCCAAUGGAGCACGGUAUUGUGAAGGACUGGAAUGACAUGGAGAGGAUCUGGCAGUACGUGUAUUCCAAAGAGCAGCUGCAGACUUUCUCUGAGGAGCAUCCUGUGCUGCUGACUGAAGCUCCUCUCAACCCCAGCAAGAACAGGGAGAAGGCUGCAGAGGUCUUCUUUGAGACCUUCAAUGUUCCUGCUCUCUUUAUCUCCAUGCAGGCGGUCCUCAGCUUGUACGCAACAGGUCGCACAACUGGUGUGGUGUUGGAUUCGGGUGACGGAGUGACUCACGUGGUUCCCAUCUACGAGGGAUUUGCCAUCCCUCACUCCAUCAUGCGCGUAGACAUCGCUGGCAGAGACGUGUCGCGGUACCUCCGUCUGCUGCUGCGUAAGGAGGGGUACAACUUCAAUACGUCGGCCGAGUUCGAGGUGGUCCGCACCGUCAAAGAGAGAGCCUGCUAUCUCUCUCUCAACCCUCAAAAGGACGAGACCUUAGAAACCGAGAAGGCCCAGUACGUGCUGCCUGAUGGAAGCACUUUGAAAAUCGGUCCGGCCAGGUUCAGAGCUCCUGAGCUACUUUUCAGGCCCGACCUGAUUGGAGACGAGAGCUUAGGGAUCCACGAAGUUCUGGCCUACGCCAUCCAGAAGUCUGACAUGGACCUCCGACGCACCCUGUUCAACACCAUUGUGCUGUGUGGGGGCUCCACCCUCAUCAAAGGCUUUGGGGAGCGACUACUAACUGAAGUAAAGAAGCUGGCUCCUAAAGACGUGAAGAUCAAGAUUUCUGCUCCUCAGGAGAGGCUCUACUCCACGUGGAUCGGCGGCUCUAUUCUAGCGUCGUUGGACACUUUUAAGAAGAUGUGGGUGUCAAAGAGGGAAUAUGAAGAAGACAGAGCUCGUGCCAUCCACAGGAAGACCUUCUAGUAGGCUCUGCCUCCAGAACUGCCCUCAAAUGUCCGUCACCAUUUUGAGGCAGACUCUCAGACUCUCGUCAUCUCUGGGAUUCUCUGCAUCAUCUUUUAUUAACCGCUAAACCCCGUUAGCCUGCCCAUUGCUACCCCCCCGCCCAGAGAGCACACUCAUUCAUGUGUGCUAGUCCUCCUGCUGUAGUGUUUACUACAGGCGGCUUACUCUACUUUCAUUAGUCCACUCUGAAGUAUUUAAGCUCUGAAAGGCCUGAAACAUGAUAUGUCAAUAAACCUCAAUGUUGUCUUUUUGUGUUUUUGCUACUGUUUAAAUAUUCAUUCCAGACUGCAGACUUUGGUUUUUAUCUGAUGUGUUAUUGAUCAAAGGUUUAAAGUACUAUAGCAGUGCUGUAUAUUGCUCCAGUGAAACAAAAAAAUAAUCCGGCCUGAACCGAAAAGUCAAACUUAGUGUAGCUCAUAUGUUUCAUUUUGUUAUUACCAAUGAAAUGUUUUACUUAAACAUCACAUGUCUGUGUUGAGGUUGAAAAUGUUGACUCAGAUUUUUUUGAUUAAAGGAAGAGUAGAAAAAAAACUUGA
Gasterosteus aculeatus aculeatus (three-spined stickleback) is the source of this 1854-nucleotide messenger RNA. It is a transcript of the gene actr1b, whose product is annotated as actin related protein 1B. The record is from RefSeq and is a predicted model, not a curated record. NCBI's taxonomy places the organism in Eukaryota, Metazoa, Chordata, Actinopteri, Perciformes, Gasterosteidae.